ACCUUUGCACAUUUCACGGUUAGAGUGGAUUAAUUGAAUGCUAGAAAGUUAUCCAUAAAACUCUGGCGGUUGGCUAUUGAUUGUUUGGCGCGCUGCUUAACUAGACUAAGUAAAGCAUAAGAUUUUUGUGCAUGUUGGUUAGUUUCUAUAUUUGAAAUUUAUUGGAUGUGUACUAAUUUGUGUUUUAUUUUGAUUUAUUCGCACUUUGUUUUCGAUCAUCGCAUUGAAUCUUGUUGACUUUAAUCUUGUAAUACACUCGUCUGCCGCUGGGGGAAAUUUCAUUGCAAAUUCCGGCGUUGGAUUAACUAGUUAUGGGAUUUUCUAAAGAGUCUGAAUCACAGAAUGUCAUCCCUUCUCAUUUAGACAAGCUAAAAGCUGCUAUGGAUGAACAAUUUAUCAAGUCCUCAAAGAUCGUCAACUCUUUUCGAGGAUCUCAUAAAUCACCAGCGGAUUCUAUAUCAGGGGAAUCGGCUUCUGUUCCAAAUAAUUCGCAGGGCCUUCAUCCUUUGCCUUUUUCGAACUUAUCCAGUUCCACUGAGGGUAUCUCUUCUAGUUUAAACUACCCUCGUCUUCCAAUGCAACACAGACAAUCACUAGAUAAACCAGAUUUAUUUUUCCAAACGCGCAUUGCCUCCAAUAAUGCGCAUAGUUUUCCUUCUCAACGAUCAUUAGAACAGAACAAUUCGUCCGCCAAUUCAAUAAAAGGUUUAGGUGGAUCAACUUCUGUUAGUAGCAAAGAAAAUCUUUCAGCAAAUAUUGGUAGCCGAGAUUCGACAAAUUCUUCUUUAUAUGAGCCAUUCGAAGCUGACUACUUUUCCGAAUGGUCACGUGCGCCUUCGGAUCCUCUUGAAAGUCAGUAUCCUAAUUUCACUGAAUCUGCGUUUUUGUUAGUAUCUACUACCGAAGUUUCUCACCUCUGGAGAAAUAUUACCGACAUUUUUACACAACAAUAUUCUGCACUCGAAUUAUCUUUAAUAGAACCGUGCGAUGUUUCAGAUCCCUAUAAUACUCCGUGGAAGCUAAGGUGUUUGUAUCAAGGUUCUAUAGCAUAUAAUAAAAAGAAUGAUACCAACAAUUUUGAAAAUGACAACAAAUCAAACUCAAAACAGUUUGAUUCAUCUAGGAUACUUCCUUCUACCACUACCGGGGACACAAUUUAUAAUUCCCAACGAUUACCACCAGUGGAAAGCCCUUUGAUAGAUCAUAAUACCGUUCAAGCGGUUCUGGAACGAAAAACAACCUUAGUAUAUACUAGACGACUUCCAUUUCUCAGUCAACCGUCUCCAAUUUCCACUGGUACUUCUUCUACAGAGGGAGUUAGUGAGCCUCAAGCUAUAGGUGGUGUCGAUAAUCCCAAAAAGAAAGAAGAUAACGUUUCAGGUAAAUUUCCAUUUUCGCUUUCAUUUAAAAAUAAUUUACAUGGAGAUACAAACAAUUAUGGUUAUUGGUCGGAGUGGUUCAGUUCGAAAAAUGCUCAUGAGGAUCAGUACGACGAGUUUGAACAAAGCUUGUUGUCGCCGUGGUCAAAAUCCCCUUUGGGUAGCCCCGCCGUUCAACCUGAGUCUAAUCGAAACCCUUUUUUCCUGGGAUUUCAAGAAGCUUCUUUUUUGGAUUCUAACGAGAAGAAGGAUGAGAAUUCUAGCGAUGCUAAAGAUCUCCAUAAUGAAACAGUUAACGACUAUUUUAAUCGCCAAUUCCAAUUCGAGCAUGAUACCGCAUUGAGUUUAGUUCAUAUUCCCCUCGUAUACCCAGGAAGUGUGAAUUCUAAUUCUUCAGUUAAUCGACUUCCUGUAGCAAUUCUUUCUUUCAAAUCAAAUCUGGUUCCCUAUCCUGAAAACCUUAUAUCAUGCGUCAAUCGUUUGGUUCCUUUCCUUUUCGCAGGUUACACAAAUUGUCAAGCUACUAUGAUCCCAAGUAACCUUCCUUCUUUUCACAGUCAUGAUAAUUUUCAGCCAAAUUCUCAUGCAGAGUCAACAGCUGGAGCAAAACAUGGCGAUCGUUUUAAUAAAUCUGAGAAUGCAGACGCUUGUCAACAUUGCCGCGAGAAUACAAAUAUGAAAUUAAGUGAAGAUAAGCUAACAAAUUUUCAUUUUAUAUACGAUAGAGACACGAAGUUAUCUUCAAAAAUUGCUGUUAAUAGCUCGUCAUUAAGAAAACACACCUCUUUGCAAAGGUUGAAGAGAUUAGUAUAUAAAAAAAGACGAGGUUUUAAUCAAAAAUUCCAGAAAACAAAAGAGACGUUUCCCAAGAAAGAAUGCUUAAAGACGGAAAAAUCAGAUGAUACUCUAUUGAAGCCGAAUGAUGGUAACGAACGACAACAAAUUCAAUCUAGUAGCGCUUCGCCUCAGUUUUCUCUUUUGAAAAGCAUAAUAGACUCAAUUCCCGUUCAUGUCUUCAUUGCGGAUCCCUCAGAUGGAACCAUUGCUUGGGCCAAUGGUCGAAUGUUAUUAUAUUGCGGUCUUAGUUUAGAUGAACUAUUAGAAAAGCAAUUCAACUGCAUACAUUCAAAUGAUUUUAAGAGUUUCAUGAAGGGUUGGAAACAAUUCUUAUCUUCUGCUGAGGUCUUUACUAAAGAAAUACGGCUUCAACGCUUUGAUGGUAUAUACCGUUUCUUUAUUUUCAGAGCUGUUCCGAUGCUUGAUUGCAGUGGCUCGAUAUUACAUAUUUUCGGUACAAUGACCGAUGUACAUGAGCAAAAAGUUGCUGAAUUGGAAGUUCAGAGGCAGUCGACUGCUGCUGCUAAUGAAAAUAAUUAUCGAUCAUUGGCAGAAGCUUCUCCUCAGAUUGUGUUCGCCGCUAGCACUAAAAAUGGUAUAAUAUACGCUAAUGCCCAAUGGCUUAGCUAUUCAGGAUUGUCCUUCGAAAAUAGCUUAGGUCUAUGUUACCUUUCUGCAGUUCAUCCAGAUGAUCGAGCGAAAUGUUUACUUCCUAAUUCUGGCAAUGGAUCUGAUGUGGAUAACACAUACGUCGCUGAGAUACGAUUUCGUUCAACUGACGGCUGUUACCGAUGGCACUUGGUGAAGUCUGUCUGUGUAAACAACUCUGCGGAUUAUAACUCUAACUUAUGGUUGGGUACUUGCACCGAUAUUCAUGAUCAUAAAGUAUUAGAAGAAAAACUAAAAGAGGCGAAUGUGGAGGCUCAUAGAAUUGUACGGGAUAAAAUGCAGUACUUAUCAAAUAUGUCUCACGAGAUUCGUACUCCCCUUAUCGGUAUUACUGGAAUGGUUAGCUUUCUGUUGGAAACCGAACUAUCUUCAGAACAAACAGAUUAUGCUCGUGUCAUUCAGCAGUCAGCUGAAUCUUUGCUGGCUGUCAUAAAUGAGAUCUUGGAUCUGAGCAAAGUUAGAGCAGGGAUGGUGAAGUUAUCUAGCGAAAGAUUUUCGUUACGUGCUUUGAUGGAGGAUGCUAAUGAGACAUUAAGCACAUUAGCAUUUUAUAAAGGAAUUGAACUAAACUUUAUAGUUGACCAUAAUAUACCGGAUGUACUUUUUGGGGACCGUAACAGAAUUCGUCAGGUUGCUUUAAAUGUAAUCAGCAAUGCUAUUAAAUUUACCGAUACGGGUGAGGUAAUUACACUCUGCUCCGUGCUGAAAUGGUUAAAUACAGAGCAGUCCGUGGUGCUGAAGUGGGAAUGUAUUGAUACUGGACCAGGUUUUGAUUCCGUAGAUCAGUCGCGCAUAUUCAAGCCCUUUUCUCAGAUUGAAGCGUCUGAUGCUCGCAAACAAGGUUCUGGCUUAGGAUUAGUCAUUUCUCGUGAGUUAGCUGAGCUACAUGGCGGGGAAAUGAAGUGUAGAAGUAUCAAAGGUGUAGGAACGCAUUUUAUAUGGACUGCCAAAUUUAAAGUGGACAAAGAGUACCUUAAUUAUGAUAUGCCAGAUGGAUGUUGUCCAGUAUGUUUUCAUCCCUAUGAAAUGCCUGAGAGGAAAAGUGACUCAAACCUGCAAUCAUGCGACGAUGGAUUUGUAAAAUCAAAGUUCCAAAAUAUUGAGGUAAUAUCGCACUCUGAAGAUGCAAAUAAAAACAAUAAAGAUGACAACUAUGCGGAGAAGAUAAACAGUGCAAAUUAUAACGGAUAUAGUAAUCCGUAUGCUCCUACUUCAAACUAUUGCUGCUGCUCGACAUCUCUUGACCCUAGCAAUAUAUUGUUUUGGAAGCUCUAUCGUUCUCAAUCAGAGGGCUUGCUUUUAAAUUAUAAAGCUUUGGUUAUUGUUGUCUCAUAUACAAAGUUUAGUGCUGCUGCAUUGGUGAAUUUUGUUCAGACUUUAUUGGAUGAGAAAACAUUAAAAGAUAUUGUAUCCUUUAAGGAUCCCACAAAGGCGUAUAGUCAAUUGGUGGAAACACCGAUUCAGUCUAAUGUGAGUCAUAUAGUCUUAAAUCUAUCUAGGAACGAAGACUAUAUCUCUUUUAUUCGCUCUCUUCAACAGUGUGCAUCUUACGAAAGUACAAAAUUUAUUGUCAUUGUCAGUACAAAGCAAAAAGCGGCUCUUUCGGAAGUAUUUACAAAGCAUGAAAUUGAUCAAUCGAGAAUCCAUUUUGUUUUACGCUUAUUAAAGCCUUCAAAACUUUUCCCCAUUUUUUAUAAAGAUUGCCCUCAAAUAGAUGGAAAUGUACGGCGAAGCAGUCUAGUCUCUGAAAGGUUAGCUGGCCAACAGAAAGCCGAAACCGAGAAUUUGCGAAACGAUAUGAGGAAUUCCGGUUUCAGGGUUCUUUUAGCAGAAGACAAUAUUAUUAAUAUAAAGGUCAUUAGUCGUUUUUUGGAAAAGAUGGGAGUUGAAUAUGAUGUUGUUAUGAAUGGUUUGGAGUGUUUAGAAGAGUGGAAGCAAAAAGAUAUAGGUUACUAUUGGUUGAUAUUAAUGGACUUGCAAAUGCCAGUUAUGGAUGGUUACCAAGCGUGUAUAGAAAUACGGAAACAUGAGCUACAAGGUGGACUUGAGCCUACCUCAAUUGUUGCUUUGAGUGCAAAUGCUUUGUCGCAUGUAGCCGCAAAUUGUGAAGAAUGCGGUUUCGAUACAUAUUUAUCAAAACCAAUAACUUUAAAGCAUUUGGUUUCUGUCGUAUCUAAAAUAUAUUACCAGAGGCUCAAUUGAGACAACCAGUUGUGGAAUCGCAGAUGUUGAUUAACAGCAAAUGCGGAUCGUUAGGAAUUCCUUUCAAGUCAUAUACUACAAUUUGGUUGAGGUGACUAAUUGCUUUCAGAUUUUUGACCCUAUGUUUUUUUAAAAAAAAAAAAAAAAAAAAAAAAAAAAUUAUUUAUGUGCAUCGUAUAUUCAUAAUUUCCUUAUCUAAUCGUGCCGAAGGUGGACGGACGUGAUCUCUUUGGUAUGUAUAUUCUUUUAGGUUUAUAUACUUGUUUAUUUCUUUUUACUAUGGAUGGCUUGACAAUGUAUUCCCGUGGGAGGAAUAUUUGUAAAUGUUCAUGAAACUUUUAUUAUGACAGACAGCAUCCUUAAUAGCAAAAUCUAUCAAAGAUUUAAAUCCUGAGUGAUAUAGCUAUGUUUAAAAGAAGAAGAAAAGAUAUUUUGCUUAUGAUUGUGAUACUCAAAGAGUAUGCACGCUUUUUGUAUAUCGUAUGAAGUAAAACCACAACCUUUAAUUUUUCUUAGACUAGUGAAGUCGAAGUUCUAUUUUAUUCAAUUUCGUUCACGUUUUCAAAGUGUCUAAAAACGCUGGUUAAAGAUGCAAGCAUAUUUUUGCACGUAAUAGACGCCCGAUUGAAGUUACUAUCCUACAAUCUGUAAAAGCAUGACUUUUCUUGCUUUGAUACGCAUUUCACAUAUAAGGUGAGAUUUUUGUACGGUUCAGCAAAAUCGAGUUGAAUCAAUGCUAAUUGUUUUGAUAUUUUUUAUCAUUGCAGAACAUGCUAGUGCUACGAAUUCGAAGCCAAACUCAAGCCAGAGUGAGGAUAUUCGACAAAGCAAUGGAGUCACAAUCCAAUGUAAACCUAUUAAACUGAUACAAAAAGAUUCCCGGUGUUAAUUUUAAAACAGAGUUAAGUAAUGGGUGAAAUCGCCUGUCGUCUCCAAGUCAAUUUUCCUAACCAAACACUUGAAACCCAUACUGUCAAAUUGACUGAGGAUAUAUCUCACUAUAAAUGCUGAAUAGUAAAACGACAUCGUAGCAGAGGAAAUUUAAUAGUAUAAGCAAACGCACA
Molecule: messenger RNA, 6151 nt
Organism: Schizosaccharomyces octosporus yFS286
Lineage: Eukaryota; Fungi; Ascomycota; Schizosaccharomycetes; Schizosaccharomycetales; Schizosaccharomycetaceae
Product: histidine kinase Mak1
Exons: 1
Coding region: 312-5087 (1591 amino acids)
Biological process (GO): phosphorelay signal transduction system; regulation of DNA-templated transcription; phosphorylation
Molecular function (GO): phosphorelay sensor kinase activity
Source: RefSeq, a predicted model, not a curated record